Molecule: messenger RNA, 863 nt
Organism: Chaetomium fimeti
Lineage: Eukaryota; Fungi; Ascomycota; Sordariomycetes; Sordariales; Chaetomiaceae
Exons: 1
Coding region: 221-823 (200 amino acids)
Source: RefSeq, a predicted model, not a curated record
GUUUGUAACAAAGCCCACGGGGAGGCACACGCAGAUACAAAGAGAAAGCCACACCACGGAGACCAUCAAAGCGAAGACAACCCACCAUCAUUGUCAACCUCCGCGUCUGCGCAGUCCCCAACCUCAGCAUGAGAAAUGUCAAAGUGUCGGACCUCCACACCCCGGAAGCGGGAGGGACAAACGUCGGAGAGGGGCUGAAGAGGUUGUGGUGGUGUCUGAGAUGUCUCGCGCCCACAACUGUAUCAACUCGUUAGGCGGUCACCUACUUACCUGUCAGUCUCCCAGAAAAUACCCGGCGUCUCGCCACCCGAGUAAGCAGAAACCGGGUAUCGAGCUUGCCUCCAAGUCGACCCUUUGCACACAUCCAAAUGUCUGCAGGCUGCCACCGUGCAUCCAGGAUCCAGACCCAGCUCCCAGGAUCAGGACCACAAAGAACAGCCCCCGUGCUGGGACGUGCAGCACAGGUACAUGCCGUGUAAAGCCGAUCCAAGUGUCGAGGGGCAACGAAACGUACCAACAACCUCCACCCCGAAGCCUAUCCAUCCGCCUGGGGCCAGCAAACUUCCGGAUACGCAUGGCGGGCGGGGCGCUCACCGCGGCGGCAGCGCUGGUCCCUGGUCGUGGUCGCGAGCAUAGCCAUCGGGCGCGCUGGCGACCUCACAGCCCCAACCCGUAUUACCAUUACGGGCCGGCGUCGGGAGGAGCGGCAGAGCGGUAUGCACGGCGCACGGCGCACGGCGCAUGGCCAGCUACAGAUGCUGGCAAGAUACCCCGGCGAGUGCCCGGGCUUUUAGAGAGGAGGCACUGGACGAAGAGCGGAUGAGAUACCUCGGUGGUGAUGAAUCCAGUGAUUUGGUGGUUGU